This is a messenger RNA of Pseudocercospora fijiensis CIRAD86, 3576 nucleotides long. RefSeq lists its product as uncharacterized. Bases 120 to 2654 code for a protein of 844 amino acids. Gene Ontology annotation, biological process: activation of GTPase activity. NCBI's taxonomy places the organism in Eukaryota, Fungi, Ascomycota, Dothideomycetes, Mycosphaerellales, Mycosphaerellaceae. The transcript has 2 exons. The record is from RefSeq and is a predicted model, not a curated record. Gene Ontology annotation, molecular function: GTPase activator activity.
CGCCUUCGCCUGCCCUGGCAACACAUGACCGAGUACCUCACUCAGCAUGUGAUCGAUCCUGAGGCCAGCGCAACACAUUCACAGCGGAAGGCAAGGCUGUCUGCACGAAACCCUCCGUCAUGCCUUCCACACCACCUCUGGCAGCAACAGACGCUGCAGCCGAUCCCCCGUCGCCGCCUUCGCCCUCGGCCAGCUUCUACUUGGCCGAUGAUGAGAUGGAGAGCGAGUACAACACCGUGAGACACAGCAAGAGCGAGAAAGGAGUCAAGCUAUGGUACUGCAAGAGCAAGGUCUACGUGCAUCCAACGCCCAGCGCAAAGGACAACGUGCCAGGAUGGAUUGCCCUUGUCCAGCAGAAGCCGCAUCUCGAGGGCAGGCCGACCUCUUCUGGCAGCAGCAGUGCGAUACCAAGGUCGAGAUCAGAUUUGCUGCUAGCUUGGGUGCCUGAGAGCAGCAUCGGGGAUGCGAUUGAGAAAUACACCACGGUGGAGAUGGCCAUGGGAGACACUGACUCGCCGCCAAAGCAGAGUAACCUCGUACCGCGACCGCCUGUUGUGACAACGCACAGCUCAAGCCUGGCCACGCAUGCCUUUGCCAUUCAAGUGAGUGAUAUAUUCAGCAUAACUGUCCGUCCUCCGAGCACGGGCUGGUGGCUUGGCAGCAUAAUCAUCAACUCCAGGGCCGGCGACAGCUUCCCGGCUUUGUUCUUCCACGACUCCGAAUGCCAGAGCACCAUCUCUCAGCGUAAGAAGCUGCAGCGAGAGAACUUCAGCAUCAGUGGUUCUGAUGGGCACAUGUUCUGGGGCGGCGACCAAGUCAUGGAAUGGUUGAAGAAGCACGUCAACGUGGAGCGGUCCACGCAGGAACCUAAUAUAUACCUGAUCGAACCGAGCGACGAUGACAAGUUGAACUUCGGGAGCGGAGGCAAGCCUACACCCGAUAAAGUCAAGAAUGUGUUAGAAGGCAAGCACAAGGACGAGCCAUCUCAUGCAACGAACAGAAGCCAUGGUGAAACACCAAUUGCGACCGUCCUGAAACAGGUCAGAUGGGGCUUCUUGGAGAGCAUGGCAAAGGUUACGACAUUCACCCGCAGAACGGCACAGUCGGUAGCAGAGAACAAGAAUCUUCCGCCACAAGUCAGACGCUUGAUGCAGAACCCACAAAUCCAGACGGUCUCGGAUGAGUUUGACUCGGCAAGGCUGUAUCUGGCCCGAUGGGCAAUGAGCAUUGCCGAGCAAUCUGAUAGGGAGCGCAAUCAACGAAUAUGGACAGCAAAAGACGUUCUGGAAAUGGAGGAUGGCGAACUUGGAGAAUUCGAAUUGCUAGAUGCGCAAGAAGGAUUGGCGCUUGCAGAUAAAAGGAAACCAGUGGACCGGAACGAGUGGAACAGCUGGUUCAACUUUCGUACAGGCAGGUUAGAGAAGACCUCUGAAGAAGUGAAGGAACGCAUUUUCCAUGGUGGUCUUGCAGAAAACGAUGGCGUCAGAAAAGAGGCAUGGCUCUUUUUGCUUGGAGUAUACGAAUGGGACAGCACGGGCGAAGAAAGACACGCCAAGCUGAACAGCUUGCGAGAUGAAUAUAUUCGUCUGAAGGCUUCAUGGUGGGAGCGAGUAGUCGAUGAGUCUGGCACUCUUGAGGAGCGAGCAUGGUGGAAGGAGCAGAAGAUGCGAAUCGAAAAGGAUGUUCACCGAACCGAUCGCCACCUUCCGCUCUUCGCUGGCGAGGAUAUCCCACAUCCCGAUCCAGAUUCACCCUUUGCGGAAUCAGGCACGAAUGUGCACCUCGAGCAGAUGAAGGACAUGCUGUUGACAUACAACGAGUACAAUCGAGACCUUGGCUAUGUCCAAGGCAUGUCCGAUCUGCUCGCACCCGUUUAUGCCAUUCAGCAAGACGACGCUGUCGCUUUCUGGGGAUUCGUGAAGUUCAUGGACAGAAUGGAACGGAACUUCCUACGAGAUCAGUCCGGCAUGCGACUACAAUUGUCCACACUCGACCAGCUCAUCCAGCUCAUCGAUCCAAAAUUGUAUGAACAUCUGGCUCGGGUCGACAGCACAAACUUCUUCUACUUCUUCCGAAUGCUCCUGGUCUGGUUCAAGCGUGAAUUCGAAUUCGAGCCAAUCUGCCGACUUUGGGAAGGCCUAUGGACAGACUAUCUCAGCUCCAACUUCCACCUCUUCAUCGCAGCCGCCAUUCUCGAGAAGCACAGGAAUGUCAUCAUGGAACAUCUCAAAGGUUUUGACGAAGUUCUCAAAUACAUCAAUGAGCUCUCAGGCACCAUCGACCUCUACAGCACCCUCGUUAGAGCCGAAAGUCUGUUCAAAAGGUAUAGGAGGAUGGUGGAAGCAAUCGAUCGCAAGAACAAUUUCCCUCAAGCGCCAGAAAUCAGACAAAGAGUCGCACUGCCACAACCUCCAAGCCCUACUACGACUAGACCCGGAAGUGACGGUAGACCCAGAAGAACUACUUCAAGCGCAGCCGAGAGCUCGUCGAGACAGCAGACUCCAGCACAACAAGCUGCUGCAAGACGGGAAGCCGAAGAAGCUGUCAAGAAGGACAAGAUUAUUACACCUGAACUGCGGUCGUUGCUGAGCCGGGAAACUCCCAAAUUGGAGAAGGAAGAGGUCAGGAGCCAUGGUGGAGGAAUUGGAUCCUGAUCUGAAUCGCUGGCGAAAGACGGGAAUGAAGGAACGAAUUUCAUUCACGAGAGGCAUUAGGAUGUUUGUUCUAUUACGACAUGGCAUUGCGUUCGGCGUUCGGCGUUCGGAAGAUAUUGGAUAUCGAGGUCAAGGGUGAUGAAAGUCCAAAUGAUCGAAGAGAGACACAGAUCACAGCUCAAAGUAUGAGGCAAAUACGAUCUCUUGAAUAUAAUGAUGAAACAAGGGGGUAUACAACCAAGCCACCUUUCUCAUUGCCAUCUCAACCUUGCUCGUAGGCAAGUCCCUCACACCAGAAAUCAAACACCUCACUCCAACGCUAAAAGCGAUUGAUAUCAUGCCAUCCGACCACUAUGCUUGCUUGCUUGCUUGUCCUUCCCGCACCCUUUGAUACAACAGACAUUAAAGAGAUUAUGUACAAUCCAUCUAUGCAUUACCGUAGCAUCCAUCACUCAUCUCAUCCAACUUCCCAUUUCCUAUGCUCGCAAUCAACAAUCGGCGAUCUGGCGACACGAUUCAAAGCAUCCAUCAAAGCAACACGCUAUUCCGCUUUCUCAGGACUAUGCUCGCUUGCCGUCGGACUGGGUGGGACAACGACGGUCGUAGGUGUCGGUAGAGAUGGCUCUCCUGAAUCGCGUUUGCAGUCACUACCACCAGAUUUCUCCUCGUCCUCUUCCAGAAUUGUUCUCUCGCCAACUUUGUCGGCGGCAGCUUCGUCGCCUUCUUCCGUAAUUGUAGUGGCAGUCGUGUCGGUGCUACCCCCAGCACCACGUCUCCUUGCACGUCUUCGGGCUCGUUCAUCGUCGGCGCUUUCCCUGCGCCUUCGCACUCGGAGGCUUUCAGAUCCAGGCUCAGCAGGUUCUGCGUCGCCGCGUAGACCUUGGAGCAUGGAGGCUGCUCGAUCGGCGAUGUCCUCUCCUUC